Messenger RNA from Malurus melanocephalus (red-backed fairy wren), 717 nucleotides. It is a transcript of the gene ATP6V1G3, whose product is annotated as ATPase H+ transporting V1 subunit G3. The record is from RefSeq and is a predicted model, not a curated record. Bases 102 to 458 code for a protein of 118 amino acids. The transcript is spliced from 3 exons. Gene Ontology annotation, molecular function: proton-transporting ATPase activity, rotational mechanism. Lineage: Eukaryota; Metazoa; Chordata; Aves; Passeriformes; Maluridae. Gene Ontology annotation, cellular component: vacuolar proton-transporting V-type ATPase complex. Gene Ontology annotation, biological process: proton transmembrane transport.
AUAACACACAGAACAAAAAACACAAGGAAGGGCCUGGCAGCUGUAUAAAACUCCCUCUGAGCUCCAGUCUCCACAGAAGUUCACCAGCCCCAGCAAUCAGCAUGACCAGCCAGUCUCAGGGCAUCCAGCAGCUUUUGCAGGCAGAAAAACGUGCCAAGGACAAACUGGAGGAAGCCAAAAAAAGAAAGGGUAAAAGGCUGAAGCAGGCCAAGGAAGAAGCCACAGCUGAGAUAGAUCACUACAGACUGCAGAGGGAGAAGGAAUUUAGAACCAAGGAAACAAGUGUAAUGGGCUCCCAAGGUAACCUCUCUGCCAAAAUAGAAGAGCAAACAACAGAAGCCAUCCGAAACCUCACAAGCAGCUACCACAGGAAUAUGGAGAGCAUGAUGAAAAAACUCUUGAGCACAAUAUGUGACAUCAGCCCUGAAAUUCAUCCAAACUUCAGACCUGCAGUUUAAAAUUGAUUGAUGUGCUAUGUUUGUAAAAAGUAGCCUAAUUUCUUGAUAAGCAUAAAUACAUCCUCAUCYAUUGUUUCUGUGUGUGAGAAAAAAAGAGCACUAAAGCCAAAAGCACACAAUUCCACACAAGCUUUUGAUGUGACAGGGAUUAUACAGGGUUUCACAAGCAUUUGUUGGAAUAUUGUUUCCUGUAGMUAAGCUCCUGUCAUUUAGACAGGGGCAAGUCAACAACAGCAGAAUAAAUGAUUAUUUGACUCCA